AUGUCAGACGCCGGGGGGCCGUAUCUGAGCGUCGACGGGGACGCGCUCAACUCUUGGUCGUUCGAUGUGUUCACCGUAGGGGAAAACAAGGAGCUAUUUCCGUACGUCGUGCGCAUGUUUCACGAAAUGAACAUGUUUGAGCUCGUCGAUCAGUUCAAGUUUCGUCGCUUCUUAUCUGAGGUCGAAGGCAUGUACCGGGAUAAUCCGUACCACUGCUUCAAGCACGCCGUCGACGUCACGCACACGACGUAUUUAUACAUUUGCGCGGUGAAAGAGCAAGUCAGUAUGACGCAAGUAGAAAUAUUCUCUCUCCUCGUUGCCGCUUUGGUGCACGAUUUGGAUCAUCCCGGGGUUACGAACGGGUAUCUCAUCGCCACGCACGAUAACAUAGCGCUGACGUACAACGACGAGAGCGUGUUGGAGAAUCUUCAUCUCUCGCGGUUCUUUUCUUUGUGUCAAAACAACGAAGACGCAAACAUUCUCUCUGCAUUUGACGAGAGUACGUACAAAGAGAUUCGUCGAUCUAUUAUAAGUUGCGUGCUACACACAGACAUGGCGCAUCACUUCAAGCUCGUCUCGCGAUUGAACGAACUCGUCGCUCUGGGUAAGAAGAACAACAUCAUCAACGGUUCACCGAUGAAAUCGACAACAGACGACGAGCGUCAGCUGAUGCUGAAUGUUCUCCUGCACUGCGCGGACAUCUCCAACGCCGUCAAGCCAAACGAGCUUUGCGUCAAGUGGGCAUCGCGGGUGCUGGAAGAGUUCUUCAAUCAAGGCGAUCGCGAACGUUCAAGAGGAAUGUCGAUCAGUCCUAUGAUGGAUCGCGAGACCACGUCGGUGGGGCUAUCGCAGAUAAACUUUAUUGAGUUUGUUAUCGCGCCUCUCUACGUGCAAUUUGUGGCGGUGUUCCCAGCCCUGAACGGCCUCUUGACGCGACUGAUCGAAAAUCGUCGAUACUAUCAGGAGACGUAUGAAAACGAACUCGCCGACAUGACUAAAGGCGAUGGCACCGAUCGCUCUCCAGAGAAAGAAUCACUUCGCGCGCGAUUCCGCACGCUCAUCGAAAAGCACUCGCUGCGUCGCUUCGUGGAUGAAAGCGAUAAUCUCAUGAAGGCCAUUCUAUCGCUUCCACACACGCGACGGUCGAGCGCGACUCGUUCUUUCAACGCGAUGCUUUCAUCGCCGUCGAAGAAGAAAACGAUGUGA
Messenger RNA from Ostreococcus lucimarinus CCE9901, 1206 nucleotides. RefSeq lists its product with no specific name. NCBI's taxonomy places the organism in Eukaryota, Viridiplantae, Chlorophyta, Mamiellophyceae, Mamiellales, Bathycoccaceae. The coding region runs from base 1 to 1206 and encodes 401 amino acids. Gene Ontology annotation, molecular function: 3',5'-cyclic-nucleotide phosphodiesterase activity. Gene Ontology annotation, biological process: signal transduction. The transcript is spliced from 2 exons. The record is from RefSeq and is a predicted model, not a curated record.